Oikopleura dioica is the source of this 1176-nucleotide messenger RNA. The record is from the annotation of a GenBank genome assembly. NCBI's taxonomy places the organism in Eukaryota, Metazoa, Chordata, Appendicularia, Copelata, Oikopleuridae.
AUGUUUUCUUUUACAAAGGCUUCUAGCGUCGAUUCAAUGGGCUACAAGGAAUGCAAAGUUUUGCACAUUCAGCCGCUAAGUAAUACCAAAAACGGCCUUGAGUUCCUUCUCACACAACAAAAAAGAUAUCUGAAGCUUGCCGACUCAGCGCUCGCCUUCAGUGUUGAUUUACCGGACAACUAUGUGCCGGAUAACGAUUUUUGUAAUAAACUUUUUGAAAAUAUCGUGCUUGAUAUUGACCAAGACACAGUUUCAAAGAGAGGAUCCGAAUUCGACAAUUGUAUGAGUAGCUUUUUUCUCAAUAAAUCUAUGUUUGACGAAAAUUACAUGGAGAACACAAUGGCAACUCAAGGUGUUUACGAUGUUUUCAACGACGAUGCUGAGAAAUUCGAUGGAACGCAAAUUGCGAUCAGGCAGAAUAUGUGUACUGAGAUAAAAAAAGAAGUUGAUGGUAAUACGCAAAGAUGGCUGCGCUAUGACUUUAUUUUACCACUGAAUCAUGGCAUUGCGAGAACUUACCAACCUCUUCCAGCAAAUACGGAAAUCCGCCUCAAAUACCAGAGAGCACCAGCAUCUUUUUCAAUUAUGAAAAUAAAAGAGAAUGUGACGGUUCUCGAUAAUCCAAAUCUAGCAUCCAUCCCGUUCAAUUUCACUGACCCAGUUGUUACCAUUGUCAAGCCAGUUUUCCGAGCAAUGUACCUGAAAAGCGACGAACUCGACAAUAAGAUGAGAGGAUACGCCCAAUAUCCAUUCGAAAUGCCUUUUCUUGACUAUGUCGUCCGAAAACCUGUCCUCAACGAUCAUGAAUCCGACUUUCUUAUCGAUCUCACAAAGGGAAAGAUGCCAUCAUAUGCGGUCUUUGCAAUUUGUCCGAUCACGCGCUUAAACGGUUCAGAUACCGAGUGCAUAACAAAAUUUACCCGUCAUAAGCUCAAAAGCUUUGAGAUUCUUCUCGACAAUGUCAAAGUUGAAGGCUUUCCUUUGCAACUCGGCAUGAAAAAACGAUACGAGCAGUGCAUGAAAGAUUUCACUCGAACAAAUGAUGACAAACACAGCUACGCAAUUUUAAAUGCUUCACUUCAUUGCGAAGAUGACGAUCUCAGAUGCAUUACUGGCAUAAACCGAGAGUUUUCAAAUAUUGAUCCACCGAAUUUUCCAAUAUGCUACACGGAAUAA